AUUAUAAUGUCAUGUCUAUUAACCGUGUCCAAAAGCUCCUUUUCUCAGAAUAUUGUGAUUUUGAAGAUAUGGUAUUGAUUGAAAGUCCAUUCGCACAAACCACGAAAGAAGGUCAGGGUAUAAGACAAGUAUACUUGGGCCUCACUCCUACGAAAUUAGUAUUAGCAACUGAUGUGAUCCCACCUGUCGAGAGAUCCUGCACCCAUUUCACCCCUGGCAUAGAUCCAGACAUUGAGACUUUCGAACUCAUCGCUAUCUAUCCAGUGGAGUGCGUCAAUUUGACAGUUUUUUCCAAGCAGAAACGACAGGCGUUGAAGGCACAUUUUUGUAACAAUAGUGUAUUAUACUUUGAGCUAGGAGGAUUCGAAAAUAGAGAGAUGUUCUGGAAUCUUUGGCAGGAACGCAUCAGGUUCCUUUCUCCCGAUGACAACGGCUCGUCCAAGUCUCAAACAUCAGUAGCCUCGUCUUCUACCAGCAGCACCCUGUAUCUGGUGGAUAGCAGGGAGGUUGUCAAUCCGAACGGUCUCAAGCAAGUGUGGUACAAAUUCGGAACUGGUAAUAGUCAAUCGAACCUGUUUCGGAAAUGGACAGACCGACAUCUGUAUAUGGGAAAAAACUUAGAAGAUCCAACAAAGCACUACGUUCCACGAAUGAAAAAGCCGACGCUAAAGGAGUUUGUGCAGCACGCUAAGAUGACUAGGAAUAAAACUAGUCCGUGCAGUAGUGACAUAGUUCAAAACUCUUCACUUACUCAAAUGAGUAAUUCCAUCAAUAGAUUUGGAAAUGGAAUAAAGGAUAAUUGCAGCACUACCUUGAUUUUACCUCCCACAGUGGACGAAUCUGGGGAAUUCAAAACCCAUCGAAGCUACUCACUUCAGGAGUUGAUUAACAUGGCAGAAACAUGCCUCAAACUGUGGGAGUCAAAUCCAUCAUCAUCGAAGGCUACACAUAAGCGCAGAUAUGGAUUGAGUCCACAUCCUCAUUUCCUGCAUGGCUUGGGACCUUGGAAUGUACCUCCGGGCUGCAAAUAUUCAAUUCAGGUGAAACGAGCCGUUUCCACAGUAACCAUCAAGAGACAACCUGCCGAUAGUGAGCUAAGGCUUCCGAUUUCGAGAAGGCAGCUGUUGACAACUAUAUCCUUCGAUGAUCUGAAUGCUGAUCGCUUGAUUGACAGAUGGGGAGCACACAAUCUACCGGUUGUACUGUUCUGGACUCCUUGUUAUUGGUACCGACCUAGAACGGCCAAAUAUGCUUAUGAUGAAUUACAAUAUCAUCUUUCCAGUAUUAAAGAAUGGCGAGAAAGUAAACACAGCAGGAAGUACUCAUUGAAGAAGUUCUGCUGUCAAAAAAAGAUAAAAAUGAAGAGCGAAACAAACUCCGACAUGGACAUAGAUUCAUUGAAUACUGGCAAUACGAAAAACAAAACUCGUCGAUCCAGUAAAAAGUACAGUCUGUCCAAGAAUAUAGGUCGACGCUGGUGGUUUGCAAUUUUAGAUUCUUUGAGGAGUAAGCGAGAAACGCCUCUGCAAAGAUUGAAGAAAGCACUCAAGAUUGACGUCAUUCUUUCUGCUUGGGACUUCGAUUCUACUACUUUGGCUCAACAGUUGACACUUAUCGAUAAAGAUCUUCUCGUUCGUGUUACCAGUAUUGAGUUGGGAACUAUCAUUUGGCAACAGUCCUCUAAAAAUACUCCCAAUAUAUCUGCGAUCAUAGCUUUCGCACACAGAAUCAGUUGUUUGGUUACAACUGAAAUUUUGAAGGAAGAAUCUGAAAAGGUCAGAGCACGUCUUAUUGCAAGAUUCAUCAAUGUAGCCGACAAAUGCCACCGGAUGUCAAAUUAUCAGUCUUGCAAAACUGUUCUUUGUGGCUUGCAAACCCUAGCCAUUUUCAGAUUGAGGAUAACUUGGGCGUACGUCAGGAAAAAGCAUGCAUCAACUUAUCAAGUUUUCGAGUACCUUUGUAGAUUGUAUAGAGAUAUAAGGCUACCGUCUUAUCAGAAAUCCUUCCACAUAGCUGUACAAGAUGCACCGUACUUGCCCCAAAUUGCAGAUAUAUUGGGAAGGCUACUUGAUCGCAUUCCUGAUUAUAAAUUGCAACCAAUGAGAAUUAAGGCUAUCACAAGAAGAGCAAAUCAAACCCAAUUGCAACGAAUGAAUCCUUUGAUACAAAAAAAUGAAAACAACUUAACUCUGAUGAACUUUGUUAUGUUCUUCAAAAAUAUGAUUCAAUCAAACAAUGCUGAUGGAGAUAAGAGAAUUUCCAAGAACAGUCUAGAAACACCAUUUACAUUUAAGUCUCUCCAUAACUAUUUCAAGCCAUUGGAAUUCUAUGAAGAUAAUAAAAUAAGACGCCUUCAAGAGACGUCGAUGAUCCUGUACAACUGUCAACUUGCCGUUACUAGCUAUUCCUUUGGUAGAAAUGACUUGGCAAGAAAUUACCUACUGAAAGCUCGGUAUAAGGAAGAUAAGGAAAAUUUUUAUGUUUCUCUGAAUAUCGAACCUCCAUUUUUUUUAUGAUAAGUUCUCAAAUAAUAAACUGUAAAGGAAG
Molecule: messenger RNA, 2547 nt
Organism: Harmonia axyridis
Lineage: Eukaryota; Metazoa; Arthropoda; Insecta; Coleoptera; Coccinellidae
Exons: 13
Coding region: 12-2516 (834 amino acids)
Biological process (GO): Ras protein signal transduction; positive regulation of GTPase activity
Cellular component (GO): plasma membrane
Molecular function (GO): guanyl-nucleotide exchange factor activity
Source: RefSeq, a predicted model, not a curated record